Cannabis sativa is the source of this 594-nucleotide messenger RNA. RefSeq lists its product as uncharacterized. Bases 1 to 594 code for a protein of 197 amino acids. The transcript is spliced from 2 exons. The record is from RefSeq and is a predicted model, not a curated record. Lineage: Eukaryota; Viridiplantae; Streptophyta; Magnoliopsida; Rosales; Cannabaceae.
AUGGGAGAUUUGAAUAAUGUUUGCUCUCACGAAGAUAAAAGGGGAGGGAACCGCUAUCCUAAAUUUUUAAUUCAAGGCUUUCAACAAGCUUUGAAUGACAGUGGUUUGCAAGAUAUGGAGCUUUGUGGUUGUCCUUUCACAUGGGAAAGAGGCAGAGGCACUUCUCAUUGGGUUGAAGUUCGAUUAGAUAGAUUCAAAGAUAGCUGGGAUGGAAGUGGUGUAACUGAUGUGCAAGAAAAAAUCAAGAUUUGUGGGCAACAGCUGAGUUCUUGGGGGAAGGAGGUUACAGGGAACUUUAAGGACACGAUAAAGAAGUGUAAAAGUGAAGAGCAACAGUGGAAAUUGGGUCGCGAUGAGGCUUCGGUUACCAAGUAUAAACAAGCUAAGAAGGAGUUGGUUGAAGCUUAUGUACAACGAGAAGUUUUUUGGCGUCAAAGAUCGAAGCAAUUGUGGCUCCAAGAAGGUGAUAAUAAUAGUAAAUAUUUUCAUGCUUAUGCUACUAAUCGACGUCAUAAUGACUUUAUUGCUAAACUCAAAGAUGAUAAUGGUAAUUGGGUUGAUUGGAGUUCAGGUUUGCCUCAAGUUAAUGGUUGA